GAGGGGGCGGGAUAUCUGCUGAUGGACAAAGUUGACCGGGGGUGGGUGAAGUUGGUAGGUAACAUGGGCUGAGUUAAAAAAAAAAAAGAAAAAAGGAAAAGUAUACUUCCCUGAACUGUCAAACACCUGUGGCUUGCCUAGCCAUUAGGGGAACAUGGGAAAAUCAUUUCUUUCUUUUUUUUUUUUAUUUGAAAUUUUUUUGGUGACAUUUUUUCCUUUUGAAAAGGGCAACCUCAAAGCUCUACCUGCUGCUAUGGAUGUGUGUUUUUGGGUUUGAAGGAAAAGAAGACGAAGAGAAAAAAAAAAAAUCUAAAGAGAGAAGUCACACUGAACUCUUUUUCUUCGAUGGGACUGCAUUUUAAGUGUCGACGGUCAACGUGAACUCACUCCUCAUCCGUUUUCCUUCCCCCCCCCCCCUUCUCGCUCACCUGCCCCGGCUCGACCCACCACCCCACCUCCCGCUUCAUGUCAGCUGCCCGCGCUGGCUUUGAGGGACUCUAUCUGCUGUAACUCCGAUGCUAUGGAUCACGGACCUCUUCACUGUACCACCCCCUUCUCCUUGUUGGAAUGCAGGCGCACAUAACUCGCAUUAAUCACCUCCCAGUCAUACACCUGCCAAGAGCGCCCAUGCUCGCGUCUGGCCCUUCACACUACCAGUAUUGUGUGUGUGUGUGUGUGUGUGUGUGUGUGAGAGGGAGAGAGAGAGAGAGAGAGAGAUAUAGAUAGUCUGUGUGUGUGUGUAUAUAUGUGUGUACACGUGUGUGCAUGUGUACGAGAUGCCCUUGUUGACUGAAGGACAUGUAUGAAGUGGUUAUUGUAAAUGGAGGGUGUUAUUUUUUUGUAUUUUAUUUUUCUUUCUUUUAUUUGUUUUAUAUAUUUUUGGGGGGGAGGGGGGGGUAGGGUGUUGUCUUUUGGGUUUGCUCACUUGUCAAGAUGUUUAGUUCCCUCUAUCAUGAAAUCCAGAUGCAUUUAUUCUGCGUAUGCUGCCGCAGUGUCCAGUUGACCGUUUCAGCUGAUUGUCCUCAUCCACUUGUCUCCCAGUCUCGCAUUUGAGGGAUGUCCUGGGAAAAACUUGAAAAAUCCACAUACCUAAGUUGACUCAGAAAUGGAUUUGUGCUUUUUUUUUUUUUUCCCUUUCUUUUUUAAUACGAGAAAGGAACUUAUUUGGAUUUCAGUUUUGUUUUAUUUGUGUCUGUCCAUACCCCACAACACACUUUUUUAACGUCAUCAACUUAUGGUAAUUUAUUCUAAUAAUAAUAAUAAAUUUCACUUCACAGAUCCCCCACCUGUUUGUGUAAAGGACUUGCACACAUGCCCGAAGCGUGUCUUCCGUAAACGCCGAAGGUCGAUCAAGGUCCAGCCCUGACAAACUCCGACACCUAAGCGUAUUAGCAGCAGAGAUACAUGUGACAAGUUGUUUCAUUUGUUCUUUUUUUGCUUAUGAUUUUUACUUCUUAUUUAUCUGGAUUGGGUGAAGCACUGUGCACUGAGUAUUCUCACACUUAUCUGUGUUUAGGGGGAGAGAUGUCAGAGUGAGGGCUGUCUGGGAAAUAUUUUUUUUCUAAGAAUAUUACAGUACAAGAAUACAUAGAGUAAAGAAUAUGUGAAUGGGCAUAAAGGUGGUAAUAACUGACCAUCUCUCAUCACUGUAAAUUAAUAAAAUGAAUUAAACAAAGAAAAAUGGUUUGCUUUCUUUGCGUAGUAUGCCAACUUUAGCGUAAUAACCCUGGCCGACAGUUUAAUAUUUAGCUACUCAAAUUGAAUGAUUAACCUUUACCCAUGCAUCACCAUAGAGACAACGGGCUGGUCUCUUCUCCCACCGCUCGCUUUGCUGGACUAAAGCCUAAGUCGUGGCCAGUAGGAGCGCCGAGCCAUCGGCAGGGCACAUUUGCACAUUGUAUGUAUUUAGUGCAUAGCAAGUAGCCAUUGAUGCUGGAUGCAAUUAAGUUCCAUGCCUAGACAAGUCUAUAGCUUAUUAGUAUUUGUGUUGCAACAAAUUUGGCUCCACCGUAGCGCAAAUGAUAGCCUACAAAUGAUGUUGCCAUCGAAUGGGAUUUCCCGGAUUUCUUCUGAUAUGAAACGUUGCGAUCUCUUCAAAUGAAUAUAAUCGGGACAUGCAUUAAUCUGUGCGUAAUCCUUUGGUACUCCGUUUCAAAACACGUUCAUGGCCUGCAGCCCGGCGCCUUGUGACAAAAACAAUGUGUUGGACUAUCUCCUGUGUUCUGAGCCCACACAUGUGCGGAUUGCAGUGGAAGUUUUGAUACUCUUGACUCAGGAGAGUAAGCGGUGUCUGGUGGAGAGUAUUCUUCGGGCAGAGAGGAAAAAUGAUUGUAUUCGUGUGCUUACACAUAUUCUGUGCUCAGCGGAUCACUGGCUAUGCAGCAGCGCAGCCUACUUGUUUGGGGUUCUGAUGGAGAGUGAGACUAUUCGGCAGACUCUGAAAAAAUGUAGUCAUGAGAGCAAUGGCAGUUUGGUGGCUGUCUUGGGACAGCUCCUGACCAAAGAUGAUCCAGACAUCGUCAUGAAUUCUGCAGGGGCCAUAGCCUCUUUGGUAAUGUGGAGAGCUCCGAGGGCCGUCAGUGGCUACUGGGCCAGCCGGAGGUGUUGGGCCAGGUCCUGGAGAGCCUGUCUCACCUCCUGGGCCACGCCAGGGAGAGUAUGGUCAACUCAGCUGCUCUGAUUCUCGCCCAGCUGUCCUUGUGCGAGGAGGCCUGCCAUAGCCUGUUGAGCCAGCCCUCGGCCACCAGGACCCUGAGUCGACUGGCACAGUGCCUGGCACACAGCGACACAGACACAGCUAUGAAUGCAGCCUUUGCAGUGGGCCGCUUGUGUGGCAGUGAGCAGGGCAGGACUCUUAUCUUGGCACAGGCCAGAGAACAUCAGCUGGUCAGCAGUCUGCAGGCUCUAUUGUGCUCAGGGGCGGGCCCAGAGCCAGGGCAGACGGCCUGCUUUGCACUCAGUUGCCUGGCAACGGAGGAAGACGGGCAUGCCCUAGUGCUGGACAGUCCUUCCUUUCCCGGACUGAUGGAUGGCCUCCUGCAGCUGUUGCAGAGACCGGAGCAUGACAGCACUUGGUUUGCUGCUUUGACAGCCAAAGUGCUCGUCUCCCGGCCCCGGGGAGUUCUGAGAGUGAGAGAACAUGGUCUACUGGAGAAGCACCUACAGGCCCUGUCCCUCUCUCCCUCCUCGGGGCCUGAGCUCCAGGAGGAGCUGAAUGCCUGUCUGAGGAAGCUGCAGCGCCUCCCUAAGCCCGUUCCCGUCACUGUCCACCUGCUACUGCAGGGGCCCUGCAGGGUGUCGUGGGAGAAGUGCACCCCAGAGAGUGGCCUGGAGGUGACUUACUGUCUCCAGGACAGAGACACAGUGCUCUACCAUGGCCCUCUGUGUAACACCACCAUCCCACCCUCAACCUUCCUCCGUGGGGACCGGCCCGCACUCUCACUGAGGCUUAGUCACUCCACCUCAGAUGGGGAUGUCAGUCCCCUCAGCGAGGCAGUGGUCGUCGAGUCAGACAGGGCCGGACUCAGGCCGGGUCCUCCACGGGAGCUACGCGUGAUUGGCUGCACGGCGUCACAGGUGCGGCUGCGCUGGGUGGCCCCUGAAGGAGAGCAGAGGCUAAAGGGGUAUCACGUCUACCGCGGGGACACACUGGUGGACACCACCGCCGAGCCUGGGGUGAUAGUGAGUGGGCUCUCUCCCUCCACCCAGUACCGGCUGCGUGUGUGUGCACUGGGGUUGGGGGACGCCACCGGACCCUUUGCAGAGGUGGAGGCCAGCACAGCUGACGCCCAGGACCAUGCUCCCUCUGUGCUGACCGUGGUGGUACUCGGCCGACACGAGCUGCAUGUAUGCUGGGGAGCUCCGCUGGCGCCCCUGGGGCGGCUGUUCAACUACGAGCUGAGGAUGAACGGCGACGUGGCCUACCUGGGCACGGAGCGCGUGCACACGGCCCGGAGGCUGGCCUCCAACACGGCCUACACCUGCACUGUCACGGCCAUCACCUCCAGGGGGCGCUGUGAGUGCCAGCCAGUCACCAAGAGGACUGCACGAGAUGAGUAUCAGCACACUCAGAGAUGUCUGUACUCGCCCAGCCGCCAGACGGCCGGCCCCUCUCCGCUGGCACGUGAGGCCAGCGCGGUCAGUGAAAAAGUCAAAAAGUCACACUCACCACCCAAACAUCUGCCCAAGGUCCAGCUCACCGGUUAUCAUCACCGGCGGGCAACCCCCAUCAGAGACAGACACAGGCAUUCCCCAUCUGCAGAGCAAGGACCGGCCUCCGAGAGCACUCAGAAAGCAAGCCAGGGUCUUGUGAGUGGGUUUGAUGUGAGAGCUCUCCUGGAGAGGGGUGAGAUGGGCGCUGAAGUGGAACAGUGCCCACUAAUGGUGCCCCUGAGAUGCCCUUUGUCCAGACGCUCAAAGACUGAGAUUAACCUGUGGGCUCAGCCAUCUCUGAUGAAUGGCGCUCUUAUUACACCCAAAAUCAGUCCAGUUACUGUGUAUGAAAAUGAAAAUAAGACAUUUGUCCCAGAGCCCUUACUGCAGUGGAGUGCUACUAAGAGGGGCUUAGAAAAGAGGGGUAGAUUACCCCUUAUCAAUCCUCAUAGCUGCAGUGUGAGGACCAUUCAGCCCGUUAGUUAUUCUUGGUCUGACUUGGAUCGGACUGGACACCACUCCAACAGGGCGAUUCGAAACAGCAGAAUUAUGACAAGACCCAGAGCACUCAGUGAAGCCAGAGCAAGGCACCAUCAUACCACUCUGAGAAAGACCAGCAUUUAAACCCUCUGGACCGCACUGAAGAGGAGGUUAAAGGAGGAGGGGCACUUCCCCAGUGGUUUUCAGUCAUUCAAAAAAAUAUGCAUGCAUAUUAUGUUGACGGUAAAAGAGACAAUCUAACAAUCUCUAUGUUCUGCCCCAAAUCCUGAUAUAGAUGUGUGUGUUAUCAGUACAGAUUAAUGGUACAUGUGGUAGAAAUGUAAUCGGUAGCGCAUGUAUUUCGGUGCUGAGUAACAUUAUUGUGUAGUAGGCCUAUGUCUAUUUGUUUGCGAUGUGUGUAUUUAAAAUAUGUGGAGUGUUUUGUUGGAAUUCAUAUGUUCUAAUAUUGAUUGUCACAAUAAAAGAUCCCAAGUUGUCA
Molecule: messenger RNA, 5131 nt
Organism: Alosa sapidissima (American shad)
Lineage: Eukaryota; Metazoa; Chordata; Actinopteri; Clupeiformes; Clupeidae
Exons: 16
Coding region: 2659-4776 (705 amino acids)
Biological process (GO): axon guidance
Cellular component (GO): neuron projection
Molecular function (GO): protein binding; transmembrane-ephrin receptor activity
Source: RefSeq, a predicted model, not a curated record